AUGGCUGACCGAGGACACCAUGACAAGAAUACAGUGACAUACAACGAUGUGCAUGUUGACAUCACACAUGAAGAAUGGGCAUUAUUGGAUCCUUCACAAAGGAAUCUCUACAAAGAGGUGAUGCUGGAGACAUACAUGAACCUCACUACUAUAGGCUACAAUUGGGAAGGUCUUGAAGUUGAAGAACAUUGUCAAAGUUCUCAAAAACAUGGAAGGCAUGAAAGAAGUCUUACUACAGAGAAAUCAUCUGAACAUUAUCAGUGUGGUCAAGCCUUUGUUCAUCACAGUCAUCCUCCAAGUAAUAAAAGAACACAUACUGGAGAACAACCUUAUGAAUAUAAUCAGUAUAGUAAAGCCUUUGUAAAUCCCACUCAUCUUCAAGUACAUAAAAAAACCCAUACUGGAGAGAAACCCUCUGAAUGUAAUCAGUGUGGGAAAGAAGUUGCUCAUCACAGUACUCUUCAAUUGCAUGAAAGAACACAUACUGGAGAAAAACACUAUGAAUGUAAUCAGUGUGGUAAAGCCUUUGCUCAUUACUAUUCUCUUAAAUUGCAUGAAAGAACACAUACUGGAGAGAAAUCACACAAUUGUAAUCAGUGUGGGAAAGCUUUUGCUGAUCACAGUCAUCUUCAAAUACAUGAAAGAACACAUACUGGAGAGAAACCCUAUGAAUGUAAUCAAUGUGGUAAAACCUUUGCUCGUUACUAUUCUCUUAAACUGCAUGAAAGAACACAUACUGGAGAGAAACCCUAUGAAUGUAAUCAGUGUGGGAAAGUCUUUGCUCAUCAAUAUACUCUUCAAUUGCAUGAAAGAGCACAUACUGGAGAGAAACCCUAUGAAUGUAAUCAGUGUGGUAAAGCCUUUCAUUAUCACUAUGGUCUUCGAAGGCAUGAAAGAACACAUACUGGAGUGAAACCACACAAUUGUAAUCAGUGUGGGAAAGCCUUUGCUCAUCACAGUCAUCUUCAAAUACAUGAAAGAACACAUACUGGAGAGAAACCCUAUGAAUGUAAUCAGUGUGGUAAAGCUUUUGCUCGAAACAGUCAUCUUCAAAUGCAUGAAAGAACACAUACUGGAGAGAAACCCUAUGAAUGUAAUCAGUGUAGUAAAGCCUUUGCUUAUUACUCAUCUCUUCAAUUGCAUGAAAGAACACAUACUGGAGAGAAACCCUAUGAAUGUAAUCAGUGUGGUAAAGCUUUUGCUCAAAACUGUCAUCUUCAAAUACAUGAAAGAACACAUAUGGGAGAGAAACCCUAUGAAUGUAAUCAAUGUGGUAAAACCUUUGCUCGUUACUAUUCUCUUAAAUUGCAUGAAAGAACACAUACUGGAGAGAAACCCUAUAAAUGUAAUCAGUGUGGGAAAGUCUUUGCUCAUCAAUAUACUCUUCAUUUGCAUGAAAGAACACAUACUGGAGAGAAACCCUAUGAAUGUAAUCAGUGUGGUAAAGCCUUUCAUUAUCACUCUGGUCUUCGAAGGCAUGAAAGAACACAUACUGGAGUGAAACCAUACAAUUGUAAUCAGUGUGGGAAAGCCUUUGCUGAUCACAAUCAUCUUCAAAUACAUGAAAGAACACAUACUGGAGAGAAACCCUAUGAAUGUAAUCAGUGUGGUAAAGCUUUUUCUCAAAACAGUCAUCUUCAAAGGCAUGAAAGAACACAUACUGGAGAGAAACCCUAUGAAUGUAAUCAGUGUGGGAAAGCUUUUUCUCAAAACAGUCAACUUAAAAGGCAUGAAAGAACACAUACUGGAGAGAAACCCUAUGAAUGUAGUCAGUGUUGUAAAGCCUUUGCUUAUCACAAUGCUCUUCAAUUUCAUGAAAGAACACAUAAAUGA
Molecule: messenger RNA, 1833 nt
Organism: Onychomys torridus (southern grasshopper mouse)
Lineage: Eukaryota; Metazoa; Chordata; Mammalia; Rodentia; Cricetidae
Product: zinc finger protein 431-like
Exons: 4
Coding region: 1-1833 (610 amino acids)
Biological process (GO): regulation of DNA-templated transcription
Source: RefSeq, a predicted model, not a curated record